Podarcis lilfordi (Lilford's wall lizard) is the source of this 6016-nucleotide messenger RNA. NCBI's taxonomy places the organism in Eukaryota, Metazoa, Chordata, Lepidosauria, Squamata, Lacertidae. The record is from the annotation of a GenBank genome assembly.
CCUGGCUGGCAAGCAGGCUGCACCCCCUUCCCCCUUCACAGCUUGUGUUUGUCUUUUUUUACAACCUCGGAAGUUGCUAAGAGAUCGUAAACAGUGCUCAGGCUGUAGCAAAAGAUGUGUGGCUGUGCAUCUAGCUCUGCGGAUAAAAAGUCAUAUUCUCUAAAUCAGCCGGGAGAUGCUUCUUCUUCGAAGAAAGGCACAAAUUCAACUUCCAAGAAGAUGGCCAAACCGUAAGUGUUAAUCCUGUCCUCUUUCCCUCUAGCAGGCUCUCGUACAUUUUCCUUGCUCUCUCUGUGUGUGAAUGAGGUUCCACAGGAGAGGAAAAGACAGAGGUUUCACAGCUUGUGGGCUGGGCUGUAAUGAGUUUCUCACACUUCGGCAAAACUAAUCAUACUGUCUAUUAAAAUGUUUAAAUCCUAGGGGAGAAUAGGAAAGUCCUCCAAGAGCAUUUUCUUGAUAUGCGCUUUUAAAAUUUGAUUACUUUAUUUUUCAAACUUAUAUCCCACACUUCCUUUUGAAAUCCCAGAACCACUUAGAUGGGCUUCUCACUGGGCAACUAGCAAACCCAGGUCAACUCCUAGCCGCUGUUUUACUAAGGCUAGUAGAGGGAGUAGAGUCCACAAACAGAAGCCCGAAUUGUCCAAAAUGAGUUGAAAACAUCGGAGUCAACUCCUAAGGGCCGAGGUCCCCUCGCCACCCCCUUAUAAAAUAUUUGAGGGGGCUGCCCCCCAAGUUAAUGAGCUUUGCCAUUCAAAUGGUGUAGGUUGCACCACGUCAUGUGAUUAUGUGGGGCAGGGCUUACCUGCCCCCCAAUAUUAUAUUCAAGUUGGCACCCCUGGUUCUAAAGGUCUUAAGAUGUGCUCAGUAUACACAGACACAGAUUCUAUUAUUGCAUGCAACUGAAUCUGAUUAUGUUUUGAGGGGCAUUACAUUUUUAUCCUAUAUCUCAGAAAAGAAAAGAAACUUUUAAUGAAAAAGAGAGUGACCCUCCCAAUCUGCUCUCAGAUCAAAAAAUCAUUUCUUGCUACAUUAACCACCAGAUAUACCAGUAACAAUGUCUAUUUAAUUUCCAGUAUACCAAUAUCCAAGCAGCUGGCUUCUAUAAAAGGUAAGUGAGCUACUCCCCUUGUUUCCUUUAUACAUUCAUCUAUUUUCCUGGACAGGGCAGCAUAAAAUGCGGUGAUGCACAUAGCAUUUCUAACAAUGUUUACUUCUAACCUUAUUCUAUUGGGCUCACUCCCAGGUUAUUGGGGUUAGAAUUGCAACCUGAAUAUAUUGCAACACAGAGCACACAUCAUUCCCAUCCCAAAGCCAAAUGUUUUUGAGGUUCUCUUAAGAACAUCUAAGGAAACAAAUACAUUUUUAGUUGAUGCUGAAUUCUUAUUUUUUAAUGAGUUGGUAUGACGUGGGUGGUGCUGUGGGUUAGACCACAGAGCCUAGGACUUGCCGAUCAGAAGGUUGGCGGUUCGAAUGCCCGUGACAGGGUGAGCUCCCGUUGCUCGGUCCCUGCUCCUGCCAACCUAGCAGUUCGAAAGCACGUCAAAGUGCAAGUAGAUAAAUAGGUACCGCUCUGGUGGGAAGGUAAAGGGCGUUUCCGUGUGCUGCUCUGGUUCACCAGAAACGGCUUAGUCAUGCUGGCCACAUGACCUGGAAGCUGUACGCCGGCUCCCUCAGCCAAUAAAGCGAGAUGAGCGCCGCAACCCCAGAGUCGGCCACGACUGGACCUAAUGGUCAGGGGUCCCUUGGUCCCUUUACCUACCAUACAUUACUCAGAGAGGAGGGCAUUCCAUCAAUGGAGUGCCACCGCUGAGAAGCCCAUUCCUGCAUCACCACAGAAUGAAGCUCUUCCCACACCAGGAUGCUAACAAGGCCCCUCUAUAGAUUUUAAGGGUUGGGCAGGCUCAGGACUAUUUUUGCAAAGUGGCAACUCUAACCAUCAGCCUGAAUCACAACCCUCUCUUAGUCUGCAAGGUUGUUCCACCUCUAAGCAGGCAUCCAUAGUGCUGUUCUGGGUGCAUUACAACACACCGGGCCACCGCUAAGAGUCUUCUAAGCCUUCCUUUGAAUCCUGCAGCUGGGUCUUCUGCAGGUAGCUCACAACCAUCAACACCCUCGCCAUACAAAUGCAGUAUGCAGUGUCAUUGCUGUUAACUGCAGGAAGCUCAGAAUAAUUUACGCUUGCUGACUCUGGACUCUACUGUUCUUCUUGUUGUUGUUGCUGUUUCAAAAACUGCUUCCGUUGGCCUCCCACUUAUUGUAUUUCGCCCCUCAGCUCUAGGGAAAGGCUCGGAUCUGGAGAAAGCUGUUGCGACAGCAGCCUUGGUUUAUGACAACGUUGCAGACACAGAGGGCAAGCUCAGCAAAGCCGAAGCAAAAAAGUUGCUCGAGACUCAGUUUGUGCAUUUCAUGCAGGUAAGUGGGUUGAAGGGAGUAAUCAAGCUGGUAUAACGGGAACAUCGGGAGAAGGGACCAAACUCUUUUUUUUUUUAAUAUAAUUUUUAUUAACAAACCAAUCAAAUCACAUUAGUUUCAAAUUACAAAGCCAAAUUUUUAAAUUUUUGUUGGGGGUACCCAUGCUUCGAGCUCAGAAAGGGAUCCAAACAUCUCUCUUGCUGCUGCUUUAAUGUUACAGUUCUGUCCAAAUAGUAUUCACAGUUCUAUCCAAUCUUCUCUUUAUUGUUUUCCUCAUUUUCUUGUUGUUGUCAUAUAUUCCUUUCUUUGUGACCUCUGAUAGUCUCCACAAGCGGGUUGAAAACAGACGUAGAUUAACCUGUGUGGAUUUUCCGUUCCUCCAAGAGCCAUAUUUCAAACAGACAGACGCCAUUUCCACACUUCCGAACAAAACAUUCUUAAAGUCUGCCCAUUAAAUCCUCGCAGGUCUGACAGUCUCUCCUCAAUCUUAGGGGGUUCUGCCAGGUUGAACUCACAUUCCAAUUACCAUGGUCUCCUCCCCCUCGAUCAUAAAUCCAGUAGCCAGGCCUGCUUAUUAAACAAGUCUCUUUUUAUGACUGCGUCAUUCCAAAGGCUCUUCAUUCCUUCCCCGAUGUUUCACAAACCAUGUCUUUGAUUAGUAAUUCAUUUCCACACAGUUCUUAAUCAUCCCGCUUAUAAUCAGUAAUCGCAACGGUUCUUCUUGGGGGGAGGGUUGUUGCGUAAUCACAUAAGAUAAAAGAAAAGAAAGGUUCCCCCCCCAUUCCGUCCCAUUCCAACAUACCGACCCUUUGAUGUAUCUUCUUCUUGUUAUGUUUUCCUGUUGAAUCCAACCGAUUGCUCCAUUUCACAGAGGUCACUUCAAUUAGCGGUCUUAACUCCUGUUCUUCCCUCGAAAUAUGUGCAUUUGCUUCUCUCUAAUUGUUUAUUUUGAGCUCCUGCAACCAGGCCGCGCAAUCAGAGACAGCGUCCGGGAGAGCCGUCUCACACGAGGGCUGUGUGCCUAGAGUCCUCACCCCCCUCUUUCGAAUCCGGGGGUGAUUUAUGGCAACCGCAGGCAAGGCAGUGUUCCCCAUUCCCUUGGGGUAACAAGGGAGGCUGCAUACUCCCAUAUCAGCCUCUUAAUUACCUCGUGUGAGCCGGAGAGAUGGUAUUGUCGGCCAUCUUCCAAUGCGCCCCUAGCAGCCCCCGAAGGGACCAAACUCUUCGGCCCUAGGCCAAGAACAUUGCCAGGCCCAGCUGAAAGUACCAAGAUCACCUUUAAUAAAGCCUUAACUUUCUGGGGUUUGGAAUAUGUGAAGGACCACCUGCUGAGAUCUACUGGGGGUGAGGAGUUGCAUGGCACCCCAUAUCCCACUGCUAGCUGAGCAGGGGCUGGUGAGGGUUUAGGGGCCCGAAUCUGGAAUUCCCAUUUCUGAUGGUCUUCUUCUUCUUCUUCUUCUUCUUCUUCUUCUUCUUCUUCUUCUCCUUCUCCCUUUGAAGGGUAAACAACAUUUGGUGAACAUUUAAUCUUAUGUGGGAACCUGUUGUUGGUUUUUUAGUAUUAUUGCUGCAGUUUUCAUUACGUUUUCUAUUGCUUUUCUCUUAAUACAGUUUUCUAUUUUGUCGGCUCAGAGGACCAAAGAGCAGCAUAUGAGAUUUUAGUAUAAGCUCCUCUCCAGACCUUAAAAAAAAGCAGUGGGUUUUCAGAGCCUUUCUUCUGGCUACUUCUUCUGACAUCAAUCCAUGUCAGCUGGUCACACAUACCCUUUCUUUUCUUUUCCUUUUUAGCGUAGCUAUUUGUGCCUUUGGCAUUCUUGCACUGAACGUAUUUGAUUGUGUCUGUUAAUAGUCUCUUGACGUGCGGCACUUCCCCUUAAAUUGACCCUGAUUCUGCAACCUGUCUAGGAAGCAUGUUUUGUAACUGUUCUGCUCUCCCUCAUUAGCAGCCGUGAUGAAAGCAGCUUCCAUAUUUUGCCACAACAUGAUUCACGUUUUUUCACAGGGUCAGGAAACCAAGCCAAAAUACCAAGAGAUCAUUUCUGCUCUUGAGGAGAACAGGGAUGGCGAAAUUGACUUUGAAGACUUCAUGGUUCAGUUGCUUAGCCUCACCCUGAUGUCUGAUCUCCGGGAAGAGAUCCGAAACGUGAAAAAAACAAAGUGAUAAAGGAUGCUGGAUUGAACAGAUCUUUUGGGUGGUGGGAUGGGGGGGAGAGAAACUAAGGGGAGCAUCUUAUUUUUAUGGCAUGUUUCCAGAAUGAAAGAUAGAUCACUGGUAUCCUUGGCAGAAUUGUGGAGCACAGACGUAUGGGUGACUCCCCACUUAUGCGGGGGUUUCGUUCUGGCGCCCUGCGUGCAUUAGUGAAAUUUCUGUAAGUGGGGAGCACACUCUAAACACACUUUUCAUGCCCUCUCUGCCACUGUCUCUCCAAUUCAGAUAAAAAAUGCUGUACCAAAAAUAUCCGCAAUGGGAUUGAAGCUCUGGGGGGCAGCUAUCCCACACAUCAGCUGUUAGGCGGGGAGGCUGAGCAGCCUAAACAAAUUCCCACUGUGCCUCCAGUCUCUUUUCUGCCCCCACUAAAGUCCUCUUUGGACUCCGGGGAGAGUCUCCUCACAAGCCACCAGGACUCUCCAGCUCUCUCUCUUGUGCACGCCAUUUCCUGGUGUAAAUGGAAUGAUUUAAUUUCCUGGCACCACGCAUAUACACGGUCACACACAAGUUCAUCGCAUGCAAAUUGGGGGAUGCCAGUAUUCUAAAAGGGGAGAAAAGGCUUUUUUAAAAUAAGGUUAUCUGCCUUUCGUUAGGCUCUAGUGUAUCAAGGAUCAGAUGAGUAACCAACAACCCAAAUCUGUGCAGGUUUGCCCAUUGAAUUGUGGGGCUUAUUUGGAAGUAACGGUGCAUUUGGCUGCCAGAGAUUGCAAUCCUGUGCACUCUUAUCAGAGAGCGUCUCGUGAAACCGAUGAAUCAAUAAGCUUUUGAGUACAUAUGCAUAGGUUUGGGCUGUAAGAGCAAUUUGCAUUUCAAUUGCACGUUAAAGGGCAAAGCAGUAUGGUGAAAAAAGAGAUACUGGCCCAAAUCCAGAGAUACUGGUCCGCAAGAAGGUGUUGCAUGAAGCAAGCAAUGGGGGUGUGAAGGCUUUGUGUGUUGGCCCCGAAUAUCUUACAAGCAUUCCCAUCCACACCAAGACAGAUGGAAUGGGAAUGUGCACUUUCUGGAGCGAUGGAGAAGCCAUGAGUUGACUCACAUAACUGUCCUGCCCUUACUGAACUCCACCUGCAACCCCACAUCUGUUAGAUUACAUACGCAUUAUGCCCUGCAUCACGCACUCCCUUGUACCGUCUCCUCCACAAGAACCCCAGCUGGGUGAGCAUGUGAAGCAACCUUAAGAGUGGACCAGGUCUACAAUACAAAUAGUUUCAUCUCCUAGGUAUAUUCAUUGACUAGGCUAUUGUGUGGGAAAUGUAUAGGAAAAUACCUAGAGUUAGUAUUGAGGACUUUGGGUGCUGCAAUUAAAUGUUGGCUUAUUGAGCUGAGUUGAAAGAUUAUAUUGAAUCUUAGCCUGAUGCAUUAUAACGAAUAAAAUUAACGCUAAACCAAGACAAAUAA